CCGCCAUUGCGGGUUGUUUGUGCGGGCGCAGCGAGCGCGGGCGGGAGGCGGCGCCGCGGCUCCGCCAUGUCCACCCCGGCGCGCCGCCGCCUGAUGCGCGACUUCAAGAGAUUGCAAGAAGACCCUCCUGUGGGUGUCAGUGGUGCACCAUCUGAGAAUAACAUAAUGCAAUGGAAUGCAGUUAUAUUUGGGCCAGAAGGGACACCUUUUGAAGAUGGUACUUUUAAACUAGUAAUAGAAUUUUCUGAAGAAUAUCCAAAUAAGCCUCCAACUGUUAGGUUUUUAUCAAAAAUGUUCCAUCCAAAUGUGUAUGCAGAUGGCAGCAUAUGUUUAGAUAUUCUUCAGAAUCGCUGGAGUCCAACAUAUGAUGUUUCAUCUAUUUUAACUUCAAUUCAGUCUCUGCUUGAUGAACCCAAUCCAAACAGUCCAGCAAACAGUCAGGCAGCACAACUUUACCAGGAGAACAAACGUGAAUAUGAGAAAAGAGUUUCAGCUAUUGUCGAACAAAGUUGGAAUGAUUCGUAACAGCUGCUGUGUUACUCUCCAUCCUCAUAAUCAUUAUGUACAAUUUAACUCUCAAUAGAAAGGCUACCAGAAAUUUCAAGUGCCACAGUUCUAUGAAUUUGCAUAAAAACUCAUUUGCAAACAAAAUUAAGCCCUCCAGUUUAGGGAAAGCUAAAAGCUUGUGUAUCUCAAUUAACGUCCUUUUUAUUGCAUGGUAAGAACUAAGUUAUUGCUACAUAAAUUUGUAAUAUAUCCUAUUUGUAUUUUUUUUCCAAGUGUAUAAUGUUGGUGUGGAGUUUUCAUGACAGAAUAUACACAUUUUGUAAAUCUGUACUUUUUCAAAUAUUGAAUGCCUUAUUUUUGAAUUCUUUAGAUUUUUAAAUUGGAGAAAAGCACUUAAAAACGUUUUUAUAUAUGAAUAUUUCAUGUAAAACUGUUAAAUACAUAACCUUAGUGCAAGACAUUCUGCUCUCACUCUACUUUUUCCAAGGGCUCAUUUUUUUGUCCAUGCUGUUGAUACCCUGCACUUUACAAACAGAAAAGUUAAUCCACGAUGCAGCUGUCUUCAUUCACGAGGCAUGUCUUUGCUUCUGCACCACAGCUUGACUUGAUUCUGUGUGUCCUCAGUUGUGUGAGGAAGAGACAUUUUGGUAGCUGCCAAUUACAAAUGGGGAAACAGAUGUAACUAUUUUGCUAAAAGUCCCACCUUAAACCAGCAGCAGAGUUGCAGACAUAACCUGGAUGAGCAGGUUUGGUGAUAACGUAUUCUAAUAAGUUUUAUUUUUCUGAAAUAUUGUAUUUUACAAACCUGGAAAAUGUUGUCAUCUAAAUCUGUCCUAUAUUCACAUAGUAAUACCGUAAUGUAGUUUUGAAUAUCUUCUAAUAAUUAUAGAGGUUUCCCAUUAGUUUCCCUUGCGGGCAGGGUAAAAAUUAAUCACCAACAAAAGAAAACAUGCCUGCAGAUUUAAUGGAGUUACUCUUUAAAGCUGGACUGUGUACCGUGUGGUCAGGUCUCAUGUCUGUAUCACAGAGGCUCCAUAUAUUCUUAAAUUGACAGUUUAAAGAACUUUGUCUUUGUUUUUGUAAGUGUUGAUGUGGUGGUAAUUUCUUACUGUAUUCUGUAAACCAGGCUAGCUGACUACAGUAAAGAAUUAAGCCAUUUUUUUUCUCUCAGCAUUAAAAUUGUAACAGCUUUUCAUAAUUCCAGCCAGCAUUAUGUAUAUAUUAAACUCCCCAAAUCCCAUACCAACAUACAGCUCAGUGGUGCCUAAAAAGCAAUGGAAAUUGAUUUCACCUGGAAAAGAAAGUGUUGUUUAUUUGCAGCAGUCAUUACUAGAAGUUCUUCUCAAUGCACUGAGACAAAAAUAUCAAUUUACACCUCACACCUGCUUGUAAAGGUCUGUGGUUUCUAGGAGCAGCACUCAGGUUUAGAAAUGGCACUCAGAAUACUGUCAAGCCAGACUCCUUGUGUAGCUUGUGGAGUAAAACUGCUGUGCCUUGGAUAAGCAUUAGUGUACAAAGGCUCAGAAAAUAUCAAUGCUAUGUAAUAACUUUGCUCUCAUUGAGUCAGUUUACUUUCCUUGAAUUGCUGAAUUUGUGUUUAAGAAUUUUUCAAUCUAUGUCUGAUUAAUAACAGAAACUCCAAAGGAUCCAAUUUGCUUUUGGUUGUGGUGAAGUUACAGUAACACUGGCAAAGUGCUGCUACGUGGCUUAAAACAUCAAUGCAAAGAUUUUUGUGUUCAUAAAUAUAACAUAGAAAAGCUUCCUCGUUCUAAGAA
Vidua chalybeata is the source of this 2282-nucleotide messenger RNA. It is a transcript of the gene UBE2B, whose product is annotated as ubiquitin conjugating enzyme E2 B. Gene Ontology annotation, cellular component: HULC complex. The record is from RefSeq and is a predicted model, not a curated record. Bases 67 to 525 code for a protein of 152 amino acids. Lineage: Eukaryota; Metazoa; Chordata; Aves; Passeriformes; Viduidae. Gene Ontology annotation, molecular function: ubiquitin conjugating enzyme activity. The transcript is spliced from 6 exons. Gene Ontology annotation, biological process: protein polyubiquitination; proteasome-mediated ubiquitin-dependent protein catabolic process; DNA repair.